AUGAAGGAUUUACGUAAUUUAUUACCUCAUACCAAAACUGAAAGCAAAUUUUCAAAAGAAGGAUUAACUGAAGGAGAUUUAGUUAAAAAACUUCAUAGACUUCAAAAGAUUGACCAUAUUGCGGCUGCUUUGAAAUGCCCAAAUAUUAUGUAUUUUGAAGUAGAUAAGGAAUCAGCAGAUACUGAACUAUUUUUAUGGAUUUCAAAGACAUCCAUUGGUCCCUCAAUGAGAUUCAAAGUUGAAAACAUUAGUACCAUGAAUGAAUUGAAUCUCAUCGGAAAUUGUUUGAAAUAUUCACGACCUCUUCUUCAUUUUGAUAAGUCAUUCGAUGGAGAUGAGUCAGAAUCAACAACCAGUCACCUUCCUCUUAUCAAAGAAAUGUUGACACAAAUGUUUGCCACUCCAAACAAUCAUCCAAAAUCUAAACCAUUCUUCGAUCACAUUUUUGCAUUUUACUAUUUGGAUGGAAGAGUUUGGUUUAGAAAUUACCAAAUUGUCACCAAAACCUCAAGCAACGGUAUUGCAUUAACUGGUUCUCAAAAACAUGAAUACUCACUUGUCGAAAUUGGCCCAAGAUUUGUCCUUAAACUGACCAAAAUUCUCAAUGGCUCCUUUGAUGGCCGUGUCAUUUACAACAAUGACCCUGAUUUUGUAUCUAAGGCCUAUGUUCAAAGGAUGGAGAGCAUAAAUCUUGAUCUUCAAAAGCAAAGGAAGAUUGAAAAGCAUCAGAGAUAUGUUGAGCUCAGAAAACCUCAAGAUGCUGACGAAGUGAGCUCUGUUUUUAAUUAA
Messenger RNA from Naegleria lovaniensis, 789 nucleotides. RefSeq lists its product as uncharacterized. Bases 1 to 789 code for a protein of 262 amino acids. NCBI's taxonomy places the organism in Eukaryota, Heterolobosea, Eutetramitea, Acrasida, Naegleriidae. The transcript has a single exon. Gene Ontology annotation, biological process: rRNA processing; ribosomal large subunit assembly. Gene Ontology annotation, cellular component: nucleolus. Gene Ontology annotation, molecular function: rRNA binding. The record is from RefSeq and is a predicted model, not a curated record.